This is a messenger RNA of Papaver somniferum (opium poppy), 1394 nucleotides long. Its product is annotated as B3 domain-containing protein At5g18000-like. Lineage: Eukaryota; Viridiplantae; Streptophyta; Magnoliopsida; Ranunculales; Papaveraceae. The transcript has 6 exons. Bases 278 to 1285 code for a protein of 335 amino acids. Gene Ontology annotation, molecular function: DNA binding. The record is from RefSeq and is a predicted model, not a curated record.
CAAAGGGGAGUUAGAAACUACGUACAAACAUAGGAAAUGAAUAUGAAAGAGAAAAUUACAGAGACAGGAAGAACCAAUCAGAAUCUUAGUUUUAAACAUUGGGUUGUUGUAUGCUGUAAUGUUUCUUUGUUUUCACUCUGUAAACCCUCUGUAUGUUUGGUCUUAUCAAUAAUUUGGGGAUUCAAAAUUUAGGGUUUCAUUUGCUAUCAGAGGAGAAAGAGAUACAGUGGAGUAGAGUGUGAAAGAAAGAAAUGGUUUCUUUUUUUGUUGAUUGAAAAUGAGGAAAUUUGUUGAUCCAGACGGAAAACACCAUUUCUUCAAGGUCUUACUUGAAGAUGAUCUAACCAGAAUGCGAAUUCCUGAAGCAUUCUAUCCCAGAAUAUCCAAAGCUUCUCAAUCAUGUGAACGAGCAGUUCUUUGGGGUCCUAGUGGAACACAUUGGGUUGCAAAAGUGAAGAAAAGUCAGGAUGUCAUCUACCUCGAAAAAGGCUGGGAAGUAUUUGUCCAAGUAAAUGGCAUACAAAAGUACGAUUUCUUAGUUUUUCGGUAUGAAGGUAGCAUGCAGUUUUCUAUCAAGGUUUUCAAUAUGCAUGGGGUUCCAAGGGAAGAAUGUUUAGCUCCUGUUCGUUCUUCUCCGUUGGUGGAGGAGAAAAUCAAGCAUGGAAGGUCAUUUGACUGUCCACCAUCUGGAAGGCCAAGUACAAGUCUGAGAUCAAGAAAGAGACGAUGUGUUGAACUGCAGGAACGAGUACAACAAGACAGGGAUGAAUCAGAUGAAGACGAAUCCGAUGAAAAAGAUAAGUCAGAUGAAGAUGAAUGGGAUGAAGACGAAUCGGAUGAAGAUGAAUCAGAUGAGGAUGAAUCGGAUGAAGGUGAAUCAGAUGAGGAUGGGUUGGAUGAAGAAGAUGAGGAUUGUGUUGCACGUACAAAUGGAAGAAAGCGCGGAUUGUCAUCCAGGUCCCAUUCUGCUUUCUUCAGAAUUCCAAUGCGAGCAGCUUAUUUGAAGCAUAAUUAUGUGCCAAUCCCAUGGGGCAUCAGAAGAGAGUACUUCCUGGAUGACGUGAAAAAAGUUAUAAUUAUACCUUCUGAUGCUUCUUCUUAUGAUCGAGAGUGGAGGAUUAGAAUCCUUCACACAAAGACAGACAUGAGGUUAAGUAAAGGUGUUACUGACUUCACAAAGAAGAAAAAUGGUUUCAACUUGAAGGCAGGAGAUGUGUGCCACUUUGAAGUCGUUGAGAAGAGAUCUUACAAGCUUGUGUUACGAGUGUGGAAAAGCUGCACAUGACAUUUGUGUUUAAAUUUUGCGAGACUUCACAGUUCGGAUGCAAAUUCCUAAGGCGUUCUAUCCCAGACUAUCUAAAGAAUCUCAAUCGUCUAGACGGGCAGUUGUCCAG